Molecule: messenger RNA, 7196 nt
Organism: Manduca sexta (tobacco hornworm)
Lineage: Eukaryota; Metazoa; Arthropoda; Insecta; Lepidoptera; Sphingidae
Product: fatty acid synthase
Exons: 41
Coding region: 179-7147 (2322 amino acids)
Biological process (GO): fatty acid biosynthetic process
Molecular function (GO): oxidoreductase activity; fatty acid synthase activity
Source: RefSeq, a predicted model, not a curated record
UUCAAACUGUGGACAGUUUAUUUCGUACAGUAUCAAUAUACGCUCUGAAAUGAACCUUCAUUUGAAAGCGUGUUUAUUAGUUUCUUUUUAAUCAGCCAAUUCAAAGAUCUGGAGUUCUUCGUAGCGGACGGAUUUUUUAACCAUUAAUUUCUAAAAAUUUCUGAGAAGUUCUGAUAAUAUGGCGGCAAGUAGAAAUAACGACCUUAACGACAAGAUUGUGAUCAGUGGCAUAUCAGGACUGUUUCCAAGCUCGAACAGUGUUAAUGAAUUCAUGCACAACUUAUAUAAUAAGGUGGACAUGGUGACUUCUGAUAAUCCGAGAUGGAAUCUCAAUGAUCCCAGCAUACCCAAACAUAUUGGCAUGGUGGAGGGUUUUGAUAAAUUUGACGCGCAGUUCUUCAAAGUCACUUAUCCGGUAGGCAAUGUAAUGGAGCCUAUGGGAAGGAAACUUCUUGAGGAAACUUAUGGUGCUAUUUUCGAUUCAGGUACUAGCCUGGCUUCACUCAAAGAAAAAAAGAUUGGGGUCUUCAUCGGUUCUUCCUUCACCGAUAGCAGUGCUAUGAUCAUUUAUGAACUUGGCAAUUACGGAAAUUUUAUUAUUAAUGGAACCAGCAAAGCCAUGUUCGCAAAUCGUAUAUCCUACUGGAUCGACGGGAAAGGUCCGUCAUACAACCUGGACUACUCCUGUGCUAGUUCCACUGCCUGCCUCGAGGUCGCGUGCAGCAGAAUUAAGGCGGGAGAUUGCGACGCGGCUAUCAUUGGUGGUUGCAACCACUGUCUAUAUCCUAACGUGUUGAGAAAUAUGCGAUGCGCGGGCCUUUUAUGUUUGGAUGGGAAGACAAAAUGUUUCGAUAAAAACGCCGAUGGCUAUGUCAGGUCCGAUGCGGUGAGCUCGGUGUUUUUACAAAAGGGGAAGGAUGCAAAAAGGAUAUAUGCAGAAGUGGUACACGUUAAAGGCGAAUACAAAACAAAACCUGACGCUGCAUUCCUGCAGUUACGAGAACCCGAUGAUUUACAGGAAUUCCUAAACAAAUUUUAUGUGGAAGCAAAAAUUGAUCCAAGUUGUGUGGAAUACGUCGAGGCUCAUGCAGCUGCCAUUGCGAAAGCAGAUCGAAAUGAAAUUCAAGCAAUCGGCAACGUUUUUGCUAAAGAGAAAGUAAUUAAAAUCGGUAGUGUUAAAUCGAAUAUGGGGAACUGCGGACCUGCUUCAGGGGUGACUGCCCUCACCAAGCUUUGCCUUGCUUACCAUCAAGGAAGAUUACCAGCUAACUUACAUUACACUGAACCUCAUGAUUUACCAGCAGUACAAGAUAACAGGGUUCAGGUUGUGACAGAGAAUGAGGAGUUCAACCGAGGUUAUACUGCCAUAAAUAGUUUCUCUAUGACUGGUGGUAAUUACCAUGUGCUUUUGAAAGGACAUUAUAAGAAGAAGGAUCCGAAAAGGUAUCAAUGUACAAUCCCGCAAAUGGUCUUGGCUUCUGGAAGACAAGAAGAAUGUGCAAACAAAGUUUUUGAUAUGUUAAAUAAUCAACCAAUAGAUUUAGAACAAAUCGCACUCCUGCGUAAUAUUUUUGCGGAUGACAUACUUGGACACACCGUGCGGGGAUAUGUCAUACUUGACACAAAUGAGAACAAUGAAACAGUUUGUCUGUCUAAAAGUGUCAACCGCUACCCAGGUGUGAAACAGCCUGUCUGGUUCGUUUACAGCGGCAUGGGUUCCCAAUGGGGUGGGAUGGGAGCUGAUCUGAUGCGGAUACCAAUAUUUGCAGACGCUAUGAGGAAGUGCAGCAAAGUUCUGGACCCAAAAGGUGUGGAUCUUCUAAAAAUAAUAACGGAGCCGAAUAACGCAUUGUUUGACGACAUCUUAAACAGCUUCGUCGGUAUAAGUGCUGUCCAGAUUGGCCUUACAGAUAUUCUGACGGCAAUUGGAAUCGUUCCUGAUUAUAUUAUUGGUCACAGUUUAGGAGAAACAGUUUGUGGAUACCAAGAUAACACUUUCACAGCUGAAGAAACGAUAUUGUGUACCUACUGUCGCGGUAAAGUUUCCAAGGACACUUCAUUUAUAAAGGGCGCCAUGGCUGCAGUAGCUAUAGGGUAUAAUUCAAUGGUGAAUCAAUGUCCUCCAGACAUCGAUAUAGCUUGUCACAACAGCUCUGAUUCAUCCACUAUAUCGGGACCUUCAGAAUCGGUGAAGAAGUUCGUCAAUGAGCUGACUGCUCGUGGUGUAUUCGCUAGAGAAGUGGCUUGUGCUAAUAUUCCGUAUCAUUCAAGAUACGUAUCAGACGCUGGUUCAGUUCUUCUAACACAACUCAGAGACUUAAUAAAAGAUCCCAAACCCCGCAGUAAGAAGUGGCUUUCGACAUCCAUACCGCAACACCAAUGGGACGAGCCCCUAGCACAGUACUCCUCUGCUGAAUAUCAUACAAAUAACGCAUUGAGUCCAGUAUUAUUCGAGGAGACAGCUAAAUUGAUACCUGAAAAUGCCAUAGUAAUUGAGAUAGCCCCACACGGCUUGUUGCAAGCAAUUAUGAAGAGAUCUCACAAAAACUGUACACACAUAUCCUUGACCAAACGAGGGGUGAAAGAUGGUGUCAAAUUCCUGCUGGAAGCCAUUGGAAAAAUGUACGAAGCUGGCCUGAAUCCAAAACUGGACGCAUUAUAUCCGAAAAUAGAUUAUCCUGUGUCGACCGAAACGCCUUUACUUUCGCACUUUGUUCAAUGGGAGCAUAGUGAAGAUUGGCCUAUAAGAACAUUCAAUAAAUUAGAAAAGAUUACAGCAAGAUCGCGGAAAAUCAUCUUGUCAGUUCAUGAUGAUGAGUAUCAGUACCUUGAAGGACAUGUCAGGGAAGGUAAAAACGUGUUACCAGAAUCAGCUGUUCUGGUCCUUGUGUGGGAGACUCUCGCUAUGUACCGAGAAAUGGAUUACAGCAACCUCUCGAUAGUGUUUGAGAAUAUUCAUUUCUUAAGCGAAGUUGUUAUUAAACGUGAUAGUUCUCUGAAGUUGUCUAUAAUGAUUAACAGAGGAGAUAGUAAGUUUGAGGUUUGCUACGACAACACGUUAAUAGCCACUGGUGUCAUAAAUGGUGUUAAAAUGGUCCAUUUCCAGCAAGUGUUCGAAGAAGAGGAAAAAGACGAUGACAUUAUUUUGAACUCUGAAGAUAUUUACAGAGUAUUUGAGACGCGAGGGUUUUCUUACGAUGGACAGUUCAAAUCGAUCCACUCGUCAAACAUCGAAUGUAACAAAGCACGUGUCAAGUGGACAAACGAAUGGGUUACAUUCCUGGACUCUCUGAUGCAACUGAACACUCUAACGCGAGACUGUGAAGGGGUGUCUGUGCCUAAAUUCAUUAGAAAAUUGAGUAUCAGUAUGGUCGAACAAGAUAUCUAUAGGCAAAAUUUUGAUGGGGACUACUGCAGUGCGGUUUUGAAUCACUUACAAGGAAUAACAAGAUGUGCAGGGGUGGAGAUCGAUACCGUUAUUUUUACCGAUAAGCCAGUUUACGAAAAAGAGUGUGAUGUUUUGGAAACAAGAUCAUUCUUUCCCUAUUAUUCUAUGAACAGAGUUGACUUAAAUACUUCGUUGCACAUAAUUUUGCAAAUAGUAUCUGAAAAUGCUGAUACCAAUAUAAUUAGGGUAAUUGCAACCACCAAUUCUCAAGGUGAAAUCAUCGCCUCACUAAAAGAAGUAGCUGAUAAAAUGCCAAUUGAAGUGGAAAUAGAAAUCAAUCUAGUAAAUGGACAAUCAAAUGAAAUUAUCGCCAAAACUAAAGAUACUGAAAAAACGAACGUGCUUAUUAUUGAAAAUCUGUUUGGGAAUCAGCAGACACUACAUACCAUAAGGAACAUAUCGGAAGAAUCCUUCAUAUUGACGUUAGAACAAAGCGUUCCCAACAUUCAACCGAAUUUAAGGGAACAUUUCACAAUAAUCACGUCUUUGUCUGAUGGAAAGCAAAUACUAAUUUUACUAAAGAGGGCUCAUUUGAAACAGGAGACUAUAUACGUUAAGAUCAGUUCGGAUAAUAAAUUCUCUUGGGUGCCACGUGUGUACGGCGAGUUGAAGACGACGAAACGUGUGGUUUUAAUCUCGGAACGACAGGCUUAUUGUGGCGUCUUAGGUUUCGUUCACAAAUUACGGAGAGAUGGUGCGAAGAAAUUAUGUGCUGUUAUUAUAGAUGAUUUCCAAGCAGCUAGUUUUAACCCUGAAAUUAAUAUUUAUAAAGAUCAAAUUGAGAAGAAUUUAGCAAUAAAUAUUAUGAAAAAGGGUCAGUGGGGUUCAUAUUACUAUACUCUAAGCCCCAAAUUUGUUACCCUUCGAAAUGCUACUUUGACGAAAAUAGCACCUAGUAUCCAAGAUGGGCUAGUCUGGGUGGAGCAAGCUCCAAUAAUAGCUAAUAAUAACUUAGUACAGGUUUCCUUCGCCGGUCUAUCCUUGAAGGAUUUGGAGAAGGCUGUGAACAACGAAAAAAUUGAAGAUACUUCAUUCGGAUUGGACUUCAGUGGUAUUGACAUAAGUGGUGACAGAGUAAUGGGUAUAAUAAAAGGAUCAGUGAGCAGCUCCAUCGAAGCUGACUUUGAUUUACUUUGGCCUGUUCCUGACCACUGGAGUUUAGAAGAAGCUGCCACAGUACCUCUGCCUUAUGUUCAUGCUUAUUACUGCCUUACCAUGAGAAGUGAGCUAUGCAAGGGUCAAACAGUGCUUGUGACAGGUGGAACAGGGGCUCUCGGGCAAGCCAUUAUUUCAUUAUGCUUGAAUAUUAACUGCAAAGUCUUUACAACAGUCAGCACUUUAGACAAGAAGAAAUUUCUGUUAAAAUUAUUUCCCGAACUGAAUGAACAUCACGUCGGUUACUCUGGAGACGAUUCAUUUCACAGUAUGGUUACUAUUUAUACGAAGAACAAAGGCUGCGAUUUAGUCAUAAAUUCUUCUACUGGCUCUUUGCGAGAGGCUGCCAUGAAAUGUGUAGGCGUUUUCGGAUUAUUCCUGGACUUGAGUAAAUAUGAUAUGGACAAUAAUAAAGUUAUUGGUAUGGCAUACCUAUGUGGAGUUAGAAACUACAGAGCCGUGGACCUUAGUAAUAUAUUUAGACCUGAAAAUAAUAAAGAUAAAAAGCUGUUACAAAAAAUGGUUAGUGAAGGCAUUGCAAAUGGUAUGGUGAAACCAUUAACUAGAGUGAUUUAUUCGCCCAAAGACGUGGCAAGGGCGUUCAGAUUAUUAUCUGCUAGCAAUCAUAGAGGAAGAGCACUUAUUCGAAUGAGAGAUCCUAUUAUAACGAAUCAAGGAAUGCUGGUAUCGCCAAGAUUAACAUUAUCAAAUAAAGGAGUAUACAUAGUGAUAAAUGAUAACAAAGACCUAGGAAUCGAACUAGUUGACAGAUUGGUUAAGCGAGGAGCUAGAAAAAUAGUCAUACACACGAGAUCUAGACCAGUUUCUGGCUAUACUCAAACUAAAUUUGUAACAUGGAUGAGAGAGGAUGUGGCCAUAAAAUUAAAUUCUGAAAACCUUCAAACUGAGCAAGGAUGUAUAAGGAUGAUCAAGGACGGUACUAAAAUUGGACAAAUUAAAGGGAUAUUCAUUGUUCAAAAUUUGGAAGGUUUGGUUAAAGUCAACCAAGAUGAGAGUAAUGAAGAAUUUUCAAAUAAAUUUAGCAAAUUAGUAAUGAUUGUGUCUAACUUAGAUGUUAUUACUAGAACCUAUUGCAGUGAAUUAAGCCAUUUUGUGAUACUAUCGCCUUUAUCACAAAAUGACGCCGAUGAGUACUCUGUAGCCAUCGUCGAGAAGAUAUGUCGAGCGAGGAACGACAUCGGGUACCCGGCCUUGGUUUUACGUUACAACGGUUACAAUGAUUCAGAGAACAAAUUCAUCGGAUCGUGUGACAAAUUGUUACCUGCACCGAGGUCGGCGCUUUUCGAUGCAAUGGAAAAGAGUUUGAAGCUAAAACACAAAUACGUUCGCACGUUCAAUUUGAAGAAUACCAAACGUUUGGAUUUUAUACAGAAAAUAUCCGAUGUAGUGGGUACAAAAUUCGUAGAAGACGCAAACAACAAAAAGACCUUAGGAGAUUUGAAAUUAAAUAAUAGUACUUUGACAGAAAUAAAGGCAAUUAUAAGUGAAUCUUAUAAUGUAGAUUAUCAUCUUGAAAAGAUUCAACAUAUGACUAUUCAAAGUCUCAAAAACCUUGGUAAGGACGAUACAAAUAAAAAUGACGAAAUUACAAGCGGACCUGGAGUAUUUUACACGCACAUCGAAUCUGAAAAAACACACAUGUUGGAUUCACUUCCUGUUGUACCAAUGAUUACUUUAUUAAAUGAUGGAACUGAGAAUGAUUUGGAUCCACAAGGGACGUAUCUUACGAUGAUACCAGGUUUUGAAGGCAGGUCAGAUAUAUUUACGUCAAUAGCAGAGAGACUGAAGAUACAAGCUGUUACAAUCCCAUUAGGACCAGAUAUGCCACAUGACAGCAUACCAAAAAUGGCUGCGGAAGUCAGAAAGACCAUGAAAACUAAGUUCGAGACGAAAUCAAAGUUUUAUCUUUUAGGAUAUUCAUUCGGGGUUAACAUCGCAUUAGAAUUGGCAGCAUUGUUAGAGAAAGAAGGUCACGAGGGCAUUGUGUACUGUUUGGACAGCAGCCCAGACGCGUUACGGGUCCAGAUUAACGUUUAUCUAGGCAAUAUAACGCAGGCGCAACUGCAAAAUACUGUCAUAGAACAUGCGUAUUACCUAAUAACUGGUUUUGAAUCUAUCGAACUAAAACAUGAUUUGGAUAAUGCCAUAACGUGGUCGGAAAAGGUGGAAUGCUGUUUAGCUAAACUAAAAGGUUUAGUGAACUACUCGAACGAGUAUAAGAAGGUGAUAUUGGAGUCCAUGUACCAGAGGUUUAGAUUGGCCCAGGAGUAUAAGCCGAAGAUAAAGUUGCGUUCCGAAUUGGUUCUCAUAAGAGGCGUUCAGAAUUUAGAACAGCUUUCAGAUGAUUAUGGGCUAGGUGUUUACAGUGAGAAGAAAGUCAGUGUGCAUAACUUGGGAAUUGAGUAUAAAUUAGUUCCACGCGACUGCAGAGUCCCGAAUAUAAUCAAUAGACUGCUUGAGCCUUCUCUGCUAGAAAUAUUUAGAAAAAAGAAUCUUUGCGAUACAUACGUCAUUGAAGCGUGAUUUGGUUAUUAUUAAUAUAGGAUUUACUAAUAAAAGGUUAAAAAAUAAA